This is a messenger RNA of Phycodurus eques (leafy seadragon), 2352 nucleotides long. It is a transcript of the gene dnajc17, whose product is annotated as DnaJ (Hsp40) homolog, subfamily C, member 17. Gene Ontology annotation, molecular function: RNA binding. The transcript is spliced from 13 exons. Gene Ontology annotation, biological process: spliceosomal complex disassembly. Gene Ontology annotation, cellular component: spliceosomal complex. Lineage: Eukaryota; Metazoa; Chordata; Actinopteri; Syngnathiformes; Syngnathidae. Bases 96 to 941 code for a protein of 281 amino acids. The record is from RefSeq and is a predicted model, not a curated record.
ACCACAACAAACAUUAACAAUUGUCGAACGGGGCGUCGUUUUUACAGUUUCUAUUGAUAUUCUGGCAUUAAUACGGAAACCUACGGUGGGCAGAAAUGUCUGGAAAGGCAAAGGAUAUUCUGCAGCUGGACCUUUAUGGUUUGCUUGGGAUUGAAAACACUGCUACAGCGAAGGAGAUCAAAAAAGCCUAUCGACAGAAAGCUUUGAAAUGCCAUCCAGAUAAGAACCCCGACAACCCAAAAGCAGCGGAGCUCUUCCACCAGUUGUCUCAGGCUCUGGAGGUGCUUACCGAUGCUGCUGCCAAGGCCGCCUAUGACAAGAUUUGCGCUGCCAAAAAACAAGCAGAAGAACGAAACCGCAAACUUGAUGACAAGAGAAAGAAAAUUAAGCUUGACCUUGAGGCAAGAGAGCGACAAGCAGAAGCUCAUACCCAAGAUGAAGUGCAAAUCACAAGAACACUUGACGAACAGAUUACUCGUUUGAGGGAGGAGGGAUCUAGACAACUUGAGGAAGAACAGAGGCUCAUCAGAGAGCAGAUCCAAAGGGAAAGAGAAGAACAGCAGAACACAGACUGGGCCAGCACCAUGGAGUUCUGUCUUGCCUGCCUCAACUCUGGAUUGGGGAGAUGUUCCAGUAGCAACGUCACCCCUAAAUUAAAGUUGAAGUGGAAGUGUAAAAAGGAUGAUUGUACAAAUGGUGGCUACUGUCAAGACUUCAUUCUUAAACUUCUACGAAAGUACGGAGAUGUUUUGAAUGUAAUCGUAUCAAGUAAGAAGAAAGGAAGCGCUGUGGUUGAAUUUGCAACUGUGAGGGCAGCUGAGCUGGCAGUAAAGAAUGAAAGUGGCCUGAGUGAAAAUCCAUUGAAGAUUUUGUGGCUUGAAGGCCAGCCAGAAGUUGCUCCUGCAUCUCAGUGCAUGUCUACACAGGUGUGUUGCCGUUGAAAGUCUUUGCAUGAGGGAUAAACCAGGAUAGUUGCCAGCCGUCAGAUGAUAUCAUCCAGGUUGCCAAGUGAGUUAGUUCUUUAGUCACCAGUAUCAAAGUAAGUCCUGCCGGAUGCUUGGCUGCACGUAUUACCUAUGGGAGAGGGUGGGCGCACGGUUAAAGCUACUGAUUAAGGUACUGAUCCAGCGAAAGACUGAAGUACACAACUACUGCCCAGUGUGUAAUUGCAUUAUAGAUUGAAAGGGUGAGAGUGGUUGAAUUUCAAUAGUGCAACAAGUUGUGUUUUAGAGUGUGCCUGCUCCAUAGCGUGUGUCUGCCUUUGUGAAAAGCCGGAAGUCACGGCCAGUGAGCAGACAGGCCAGCUGCCCAGAGGAGGAGGUUAACCGAUCCCUAAUCUCCAUGACAUUGUCCCGCUAGUCUGCUGAUUUCCUGACUGCUGUUGGCUUGUCUAAAGCCCAUAAGUAUUACCACUCUCCAGGCCCUUCUGCCUGACUGGAGGCCUACAGCUUCCCUGUUUAAUCAAAGCACAGUAUCACACACAGACAUGUUGCACUGGUUACACAAGAGAGAUAAGCGCAAGAGUGUUGACUGUGUACAGUUGUAAUUGUCGCAUCUCCUGACUUUGGAAUGUAAUAGUGAUAAAGGAAUGGUAAUUAUAUAUAUAUAAAAAAAAAAAAACCUUUACUGGUGUGAAGGACAGGCCAUUGUUAUCUUUUUACUGGCAUCUCUUGCAACUUGUGUUGAAAAGCCUUUUCAGAUGCUUUUUUCCCUUUCACUUAUUUCAUUCAGUUGACAGAUUGAGGUUACCACCCUGCUCUGAUACUACCAUCAUGUUUAUGAAACUGAGUUCGUCCAUGUUCAGUGCUUUCCUUUUGUUCCGUAAUAAUAAACAUCCAGGAUGCAAUGGAAAUGGACAAAUGAUAUCUCUCACAUUGAUCUGUUAAUCAAUAGGCUUUGCCCCUCUUGUUCUCUCGCUACACACUCUGAUGCCAGAACACCAGACGCAAUUACUCACGCAAAUGAAAUUAUCAUAACAUUUACUCAACAGGGAAACACAACAUUAAUGAAAAUUUGUCCUCUGAGAAGCCCUCUCCUACAUCCACCUAUAACCACAGAAAUAGAACUACUUUCAUGCUCUUGUCUGCAAUCAGACUGAAGCCAGUGUUAUUUAAGGUAUUUGGGAAUGAGAUCCCGGCCCCACCUGUGUGGAGUUUGCAUGUUCUCCCCGUGCCUGCGUGGGUUUUCUCCGGGUACUCCUGUUUCCUCCCACAUCCCAAGAACAUACGUGGUAGGUCGGUUGAGGACUCUAAAUUGCCCGUAGGUGUGAAUGUGAGUGUGAAUGGUUGUUUGUUUAUAUGUGCCCUGCGAUUGGUUGGUGACCAGUUCAGCGUGUACCCCACCUCUCACCCG